This is a messenger RNA of Perognathus longimembris pacificus (Pacific pocket mouse), 2354 nucleotides long. It is a transcript of the gene Hs3st3a1, whose product is annotated as heparan sulfate-glucosamine 3-sulfotransferase 3A1. Gene Ontology annotation, molecular function: [heparan sulfate]-glucosamine 3-sulfotransferase activity. NCBI's taxonomy places the organism in Eukaryota, Metazoa, Chordata, Mammalia, Rodentia, Heteromyidae. The record is from RefSeq and is a predicted model, not a curated record.
CCGACCCGGGCCGCUGACGUCACCGCCAACUUUGCAGCCCUCUGCGCCCCACGUGCGGGGGCGGCGGCGGGGAGCGCCGACCCGCUGCGUCCAGACAGCCGGGCUCCGCCGCGCCACUCACAGGUGGGGGCCCGAGUGCAGUCUGGGGCCUCCGGGUGUGCACGGAGAGGGGAGGGCGAGUGGAGGUGCAGGCCUUCUGCGUCCCCCUGGGACACAGAGAGGGAGAGAGAGACGAACGGGGAGCUUGUUUUGGGUGAGAAGACCUGAGCCGGGACGGACAGGGCGCGUCCCGGCGAGCAAGGAGACAAGAGCAAGCAGGAGCUGGGAAACACGGUCGCCCGCUCGCCCUUGUCAGGAGCGCACGCAGCGUGGGUGCCCCAGAGCCGCAUGUCCCCUCCACUGGGACGGAGCCGGGGAUGCGCGAUCGCUGAGCAGAGAUCCGCACCGUGAGGCUGCGCGAGGUCGGUCCGAGCCGCGCGCCUCCGCCACCGCCGCCGAGAUCCCAACUGCAGCGACUCCCAGGGACCCGGGCGCCGAGCCCUGCCCGUAGGCGCAGGAUCCGAACCUAAGACGAUGGUUUCUUAAGCACUGAGACUCCCGUCCCCCAUUCCCGUGCCCCCUUCUCCGGACUCGGUUCCCUGGAGGCGCCCGGCUGCUGCCUCCCGGGGCAGCUGGCACCGCCACAGGAACACACGGGCUGGGCUAUGUGGCCUGGGUCCGGCGAUCGGGCCCGUCGUGGGGAUGCGAUGGCACCUGGCAGAGUCCCGGCCUAGUAGCAUGGCCCGUGCGCUGUCCGCCGUCGCCUCCGGCUAGGAUGGCCCCUCCGGGCCCCGCCGGCGCGCACCCCAACUCGGCCGAACCGCUGUCCCGCCGCAUCUUCCGCAAGUUCUUGCUCAUGCUCUGCUCCCUGCUUACGUCCCUCUACGUCUUCUACUGUUUGGCCGACCGCGGCCAGACCCUGUCUGGCCCCAUCGUGGGCUUGUCGGGUGGCGGUGAGGAGGCGGGGGAACCCGAUCGCGGGGUCCUGGCCGGAGGCCCGCGGGACCUGGUGGUGUGGCCCGCGGCGACGCACCUAAAACGCCUCCUGCAACUGCAGCGCCAGCGGAGGCGCCGGCCGCCGGCCCCGCGCGACGACACGGACCAGACGGUCUGGGAAGAGGAGACCCCUGGGCUGGCGCUGAGCCCCGGAGGGUCCGGGGCUGGAAGCAGCGUGGCCGAGGCCCCGCCAGGAACUCUGGCCCUACUUUUGGACGAAGGCAGCAAGCAGCUGCCGCAAGCUAUCAUCAUUGGCGUGAAGAAGGGCGGCACGCGGGCAUUGCUGGAGUUCCUGCGCGUGCACCCCGACGUGCGCGCCGUGGGCGCCGAACCCCACUUCUUCGAUCGCAGCUACCACAAGGGCCUCGCCUGGUACCGGGAGCUGAUGCCCAGGACCUUGGACGGGCAGAUCACCAUGGAGAAGACGCCCAGCUACUUUGUGACGCGGGAGGCGCCCGCGCGCAUCGCCAUGUCCAAGGACACGAAGCUGAUCGUGGUGGUGCGCGACCCGGUGACCAGGGCCAUCUCCGACUACACGCAGACGCUGUCCAAGCGGCCCGACAUCCCCAGCUUCGAGAGCCUGACGUUCCGCAACCGCAGCGCGGGGCUCAUCGACACGUCGUGGAGCGCCAUCCAGAUCGGCAUCUGCAAGCACCUGGAGCACUGGCUGCGCCACUUCCCGCUCGGCCAGAUGCUCUUCGUGAGCGGCGAGCGCCUCAUCCGUGACCCGGCCGGCGAGCUGGGCCGCGUUCAGGACUUUCUGGGCCUCAAGCGCAUCAUCACGGACAAGCAUUUCUACUUCAACAAGACCAAGGGCUUCCCCUGCCUCAAGAAGGCCGAGGGCAGCAGCAAGCCGCACUGCCUGGGCAAGACCAAAGGCAGGACCCACCCCGAAUCGACCCGGGCGUGGGUGCAGCGGCUGCGCGAGUUCUACAGGCCCUUCAACCUCAAGUUCUACCAGAUGACCGGCCAGACUUUGGCUGGAUGGAUAACAAAUAUAAUUUAAAAAGAAAAAAAAUAUCAAAUAUAUAAUAUAUUUUUUUUAUCAAUCGGUACAGAAAAGGAAGUUUAAUAUUUGAGCUGAAAAUAUUUGUUUCAGUAUUUUUCUUCCUUCAAAGAAUGAAUGUUUGCGCCUCAGCUCCAUCCUCAUGUAUAACCAGUACACAACACUUGGGAUGAACACAAAAGGAAAACUGCACUCAGUUUAAUACUUUCACCUUUCAGUUUGCAUUUUUAUGUCCCAUAUGCCCUGUCAUAAAGUAUAAGUAUCAUUAAGCAUUUUAGAAAGCCCAGGUAGGUGCCAUGGCUCACAUCUAUAG